Micromonas commoda is the source of this 2346-nucleotide messenger RNA. RefSeq lists its product with no specific name. The record is from RefSeq and is a predicted model, not a curated record. The transcript has a single exon. Lineage: Eukaryota; Viridiplantae; Chlorophyta; Mamiellophyceae; Mamiellales; Mamiellaceae. The coding region runs from base 1 to 2346 and encodes 781 amino acids.
AUGAGCACGGCAGUCGCGCUCGCGAUGAGCGCGCGAUGCGUGCUCGAUCCUCGCCCGGUCGCCUCGGGCGUUAAGGCGCGUUCGUCCGCGGCGCCGCUGAGCAAAUCGCGCCGACGGUUGGGACGAUUGGCGGUGAUUCCGAGAGCUUCCGAAGACGGCGACGCGCCCGAGCCGGGCGGCGAUAAGAAGCCCUUCGAUCCGAAGACGACGAACGAGGAGCGGAUCCGAUCCAUCAAGGGCGGUCCACCCACCGAGGGCGGCGACCCGGAGAAGCCCAAGGGUCCGCUGGACUCCCUCGACCGCGGAACCCUCGACCUCAUCAACCUCCUCGUCGCGACGGGCGGCGUGAAGGGGUCCAUCGCGGUCGUCGUCGGCGCGCUCGUGGGAAUCAACGCGCUCGCGCAGAUCCACCCCGACAUCGCGUCCCUAUCCCACGGCGCGAUGUUCGCCGCGCCUGUCGCCUUCCUCGACGCGCUCGUCAUGGUUCCCCGCUGGAAUCUGUCCGACGACGCCCUGGACGAGAUCGCCAAACGACAAGGACGAGACGCGGGAGAAAAGCCGGGUGAGGCGCUCGCGCGGUACCGCGGCGCGCUCGCGAAAUACCAGCGCGAGGAGGCGCUGAGCAACCCGUGCAGGAGCAUGCCCGCGUGGCAGGACGGCCUCGUCGCGUGCGUCGCCAGGCUGACGGACGAGAUGCUCGAGAGGGCGGUGGUGCUCGGGUUCUUGGGCGCGUGGAUCGGGGACCGAGCCGUGGAGGCUGGAGCGGAACCGUACGAGGUGGAGGGCGCCGCCAUGUACGCCGCGGUGGCGUUGUGCCUCGCGUUCUUCGAGGUGAGGGCGCAGCGGCGGCGCAGACGGGAGCGGGACUCCAUGCGAGCGUUCAGGGUGCAGCGAGAUAAGAUCACGGGGAAGCAAAAGAUGGUGCCGAUGACCGAGGAGGAGGUCAAGGCGCUGAUGACCAAGGGCGUCGUGGAGUUUGAAAAGGACAAGGUCAAGAAGGACAGCAAGGACACCGAAACGACGGCGGCGAGGGACGGCGGCGAGGUGCCGAAAGGACUGGGAGGGGUCGGGCUGCCGGUGGCGGAGAAGGCUGUGAGACGAACCGAGGAGGAGGUGGCUGACCUCGUCGGCGCGGUGACGGAAUCGGAGCCCGUCUUGGACGACGACGCUCGCGAUCCCUCGAACGAACCGAAGCCGCCCACGCCGCCGGUACCCGUCGCCGCCACGUCCGCCCCGCCGCCAAACGGGCUCGACCCCGUCGGAUCCGUGAUGCUCGGCGCCAACGUGAAACGAACGCUGGACGGGGUCCGAUCGAGGAUCACGCUCUUCGCGCAGUGCGCGUGCUUCGUCACCGCGCCCGCGCUGGCGGGCGGCACGGUGCCCAACCUGUUCGCUCCCGUCGUCAGUGGACUGGCGUGCGACCUGCUGUUCAUCGCGCAUCAGAGACUGGCCAUGCGCAGGCUCUUCGCGGACGCCGACUGCGAGAUGCCGGGCGGCUUCAAGGCCCCGAGGGACGCGGAGAUCAAAAAGGCGCAGAUGAAGCUCCUGAAGAAGGAUCUCGACAGGCGCCGGCGGGUGAUGGCGAGCAGGCUGAUGGAGAGCGUGGACAACAGCGUGGCGGAGGGGGCGAAAGAUUUCAACAUCCAGAUGCGCGAGGUGGUCGAUGAGGUGCGAAAGGCGAAGGGGUACACCAGGCAGGACGACGCCCUCACCGAGGUUCUCGACGCCAUCCACAAAAAGUUCCCGCCGUCCAAGCUCGCGGCGAUGGACGAGGCCGAGUCCGUGGCCAAGAUGCGGUCCGUACUCGUGGAGAUUCGCGACGAGCUCGCCAACCCCAAGACGGCGGAGGAGAAGGAAGCUGAACGGGUAGCCGUCGCGAAGGCUGAGCUGGAGAAGGACCCCAUCGACCGCGAGCCCUGGCGGAGCCUGGAGAAGACGCUGGUGGAGGACCAGCGGUUGACGCACGAGGAGGCCAGGGACAAGAUGAACGGCGUGAUGAAGAAGAUCGAGGAGGGCGCCGCCGCUAACCUCGAGCGCGCGAAGCGGGAGAGGGUCGAGGGAGAGGGCGCCGCGAAGGAGGCGCCGAAGAAGAAGAUCACGCUCGGCGACAUCUCCAAGCUGGCCGAAUCGGCCAGCGAGCUGCCACCGGCCAGGUCGAUCUUCGAGCAGGCUCGCGAGGAGAAGGAGGCUGAGAUUAAGGCCAAGGCUGAGGAGGCGGAGGUGGAAGACGAGGACGAGAAGAAGGAGCCCACCGGCGAGUUCGCGUCCACGAUCUCGGCGCUGGACAGGCUCACGGCGGCCAUCGACGAGAAGCUCGGGACGGCGGAGGAGAACAAGCGGAAAUAG